AUGCACGAUCAUUUAAUAGAUUUGGGAAGAGAAAUUGCAGAAAAUCAGUCCCCCUACCGUCUUUGGUCUCCCCAACAGAUUAUGAAUGUUGAUAAUGAAGUACAGGGAAUUGCUAUUCGAGGAAUAACGACCAUAGCAGCUAGAUCCACAAGCGAGAUUGAGGAGUUUCCUCAAUGUUCACCGGGUGGAAAGCUCAUAGUUAACACAAACAGAGGACCUUAUAGGCUGGAACCCUCCUCGCUUAGAUUAAAAUUUUUUCAUGUUACAGGAAAUUGUUACAAACAAGUAAUUGGUGAGCUAUCAAGAGAGUUGGUAUGGCUUCGCUGGAAUGGCAUUGAGCAAAGAAAUCUUCAGUCAUUGAGUUCACUGAAAAAUUUGAGGAUCUUAGAACUCUAUGGAAAUGGGUAUCAUGGAGGACAUUGCUUAAAAGAACUGUGGACUGAGAACAAUGCUCCUAUGCAGUUAAGAGAGCUGACUAUUCAGGGUUGCUCAGAAUUCCAAAGAUUCCCAAAGUCAAUAGGUUGUCUCAGGCAUUUGAAAAAGAUAGUUGUAAGUUAUGGAAGCAAGCUGAAGAAUUUGCCAGAAGAGUUUUGUCUUCUGCAAUCAUUGGAGCAACUGGAGUUAAAUGGCCCAGAGCUGUCAUCACUACCCAAAAGUUUUGGCGAUUUGAGAAACCUGAGGCAUCUUGAUUUGCAUAAUUGUAGUAAAUUGAAAAGGUUGCCCAUCUCUUUUAAGGAGCUCACACUUCUGCAACACAUCUCCUUAGAUGGAUGUUUUAACCUCGCCUUAGAAUCAAACAUUCUGGAAAACAUGACAAAGUUAGAGUGUUUGAAGAUCCAAGGUUGCGACCAAUUAGAAGAGUUACCUCGUCACAUCACAAAUCAGGCCUCCUUGACAGAGCUCUCCUGUAGUAUAAAGAGCUUAAGGGAAGUUCCAGUGAAUAUCGGUCAACUGAGCAAGUUGCAAACGAUAUCGAUUGGAGCGUUGGAGGAGCUGAGAGCACACACGAGGUGGGAGGAGGCAGGUAUAGAAAGUUUGGAGUACGUGGAAAGAUUGAGAAGAGUGGAACUCCAAGCAUUCGGUAGAUCAGGUGUUGAAGGUUGCAUUCAAAACAUUCAGAAAUGGCCAAAAGAAAUAACAGUAUGCACGCGGGCGGUCCCUGACGCUUCGGCACUUUCUCCAAAAAAUUCAUUGCGGUUGGCAUGCACCACAGAAAAUACGGAGCGUAAAAUAUACAUUUCGAGCUAUGAUUGGAUGGAGUUGGAGAAGGGUAAAUGGGUAUGGGCAGCGCUCUUCACACAAUAUUCUUUGUUCCACAAUAUCAUUUCACGAGACGCAGGAUCACGGGUACCGCUUGUGAAGGCAGGAAAAGUGGAGGAAGGAGAAGUGGAGCGCGGACUGCUUGUGAUGGGUGAAGAAGAGAGAGUUAAAGAGGCUUUUACGCGCUUGUUGGCGUCACUAUCCAAUUGA
This is a messenger RNA of Cryptomeria japonica (Japanese cedar), 1470 nucleotides long. Its product is annotated as disease resistance-like protein DSC1. The coding region runs from base 1 to 1470 and encodes 489 amino acids. The transcript is spliced from 6 exons. NCBI's taxonomy places the organism in Eukaryota, Viridiplantae, Streptophyta, Pinopsida, Cupressales, Cupressaceae. The record is from RefSeq and is a predicted model, not a curated record. Gene Ontology annotation, molecular function: protein binding.